AUGCGGCUGAUUGUUGUGCUACAUUUCCUAGCGACGGGAAACUCCUACGCCAGCUUACAGUACACCUUCAAAAUUUCGAAGCAAAUCAUUUCCCGGAUUGUACCUGAGUAUACGCCGAAAUCUCAACAUGAAUGGAAAGCUGUUGCUGCGGAAUUUGAGCGAAAAUUGCACUUCCCGCAUUGUUUGGGAGCAUUGGAUGGAAAGCAUGUAAAAAUUUUGGCACCAAUUAAAAGUGGCAGCGAAUACUACAACUACAAGAACUGCUUCAGCAUAGUUAUGAUGGUUAUAGCAGACGCUAAUUUCAACAUCAUAUAUGCCAACGUAGGAGCCCAGGGCCGAAUUUCUGAUGGCGGUGUUUUUAGGCAAACGACGAUUCAUCAUAACAUCGAAACAAAUACUGCAGGCCUCCCUGAGGACGAACCUUUACCAGGACAGUCCAUCCCAACACC
Messenger RNA from Anopheles bellator, 449 nucleotides. RefSeq lists its product as uncharacterized. The transcript is spliced from 2 exons. NCBI's taxonomy places the organism in Eukaryota, Metazoa, Arthropoda, Insecta, Diptera, Culicidae. The annotation marks the transcript as partial. The record is from RefSeq and is a predicted model, not a curated record.